Messenger RNA from Malaya genurostris, 963 nucleotides. RefSeq names its product chymotrypsin-2-like. Lineage: Eukaryota; Metazoa; Arthropoda; Insecta; Diptera; Culicidae. The coding region runs from base 53 to 829 and encodes 258 amino acids. Gene Ontology annotation, molecular function: serine-type endopeptidase activity. Gene Ontology annotation, biological process: proteolysis. The record is from RefSeq and is a predicted model, not a curated record. The transcript is spliced from 3 exons.
UAUAAAAUCGAACUGCAUAGACUAUUUCGAUUCAGUAUUAUUAAGGCCGACAAUGAUUCCACACGUUAUCUGCGCAGUGUUGUUACUUCAAGUGGCUUAUGCUGCACCAGCUGAACUUGACUGGUGGAGAAUCGUUAAUGGCACGGAUGCGUCCAUCAAGGAUUAUCCAUUCGCGAUAUCCCUUCGCGGUAGCACCGGCCGUCAUUCUUGCGGUGGAAGCAUUCUGAACGAAAGAUGGGUUAUGACCGCUGCUCACUGUGUCAAUUACUACACAACUCCUUUGGUGCAAACGGUGCAAGUUGGUAGAACUGAUGUAUCACGGGAGGUCGAUGAUUCCGUGUACGGGAUUGAGGAUGUGAUCGUUCACCCGUUCUACAAUCCAUCCAGGAGUUACAUCUUCGACAUCGCGUUGCUGAAACUGAAAAAACCGUUGGUAUUCAGUGAAACCAUCCAACCGGUUGAGCUACCGGAGAAGUAUCAUGAGGUGCCUGAAUCCGAUUCGACAGUGACUCUGAUUGGAUGGGGUUUAAAGGCAACGGGAGGUAUUCUGCCCACCACACUACAGCAAGUGAGCUAUUCUGUGGUACCAAAUGCCAAGUGCAGUGAAUUGCACUACAAUCACAUUUACCCAAAUCACAUUUGUGCAGCCACUCCGGGAGGUGGAAAAGGGCAGUGCAGCGGCGAUUCUGGCGGUCCACUGCUGCACAAAGGAGUUCAAGUUGGCAUCGUGUCGUGGAGUGUUAAACCUUGCGCUGUAGCACCUUAUCCAGGAGUGCUGACCAAAGUGUCCUAUUUCAUUGAUUUUAUCAAACAACACAUAAAUAAUUGACGAACUUCUACUGUCACCGCCACGUACAAACUAUUCAAAAUUGAAUAUAAAUUUGUAAGUUGCAUUUGUAACACAUUGUCACAAACCGCCGAAUACCAAAUCUUCCAUGAAAAUAAAUGUGUCUCCGUUGUUUU